GAAAAACCACAGGAGAGACACAUUUAUCGCGAGUCUACGUCAAACCCCGAGGACGCAGCGUUACCAGAGAGCAGCGGAGGGUGUAAGCGAGACAAGUCAAAGGAGAGGUCUAGCCUCGCCGAGUCCACAAGUUUGGUCCCCGUGCUCCGCUCCGCUCCGCUCCGCAGUCUGCGCUCCCCCUGCGCUCCGCUCCGCAGUCUGCGCUCCCCCUGCGCUCCGCUCCGCAGUCUGCGCUGAUGGCAUCCGUACUUGGAAACAACAGCCGCGCGUCGGGGGCUCAGGGCGGACAGGUGAAAUGCAAGCUGAAAAGGAGAAGGAGGAGGCGAUCGAAGAGAAAAGAGAAAGUCAGUAUGCUGUCAGCAUUGAUCGCUCCCUUCAAGUACAUAAGCCCUGGGACCAGCAGCACAGAGGACGAGGACAGUUUAAGUACCAGCAGUGCCGAGGUAAAGGAAAACCGGAACAUCGGUAACUUGGAGGAUCGCUCCAUAGGGUCUGCGGAGUGCCAGUCGCUUUUCUGCUCCGACUCUGGGAGAAGUGGCAGCUCCGGUCUGAAGAGGAAGCGGCCGCUGGAGGAGGACAACAACGGCCACUUGUGUCAGCUCCGCCUGAUCUACAAGAAACUGUCCUGGUCGGAAGCACCGAAGAAUGCGUUGGUGCAGCUGAACGAGCUCCGGCCGGGCCUGCAGUACCGCAUGGUGUCCCAGACGGGCCCUGUCCACGCUCCUGUCUUCUCCAUCGCUGUGGAGGUGAACGGGCUGACCUUCGAGGGCAUGGGCCCCACAAAGAAGAAAGCGAAGAUGAGGGCCGCCGAGCUGGCUCUCAAGUCCUUCGUCCAGUUCCCCAACGCUCCUCAGGCCCACCUGGCCAUGGGGAACAUCUCAAACCCUUCGGCUGACUUCACCUCGGAUCAGGCGGACUUCCCUGACACGCUCUUCAAGGAAUUUGAGUCUUCGCCGUGCUCCGAUGGCCUCUCGCUCUGCAACGCAGCGGCAGAGAGCGGCCUACUGUCGAGUGAGCUGCUGAGACAUGGACGGUUGCUUCGCCACACCUUGGACCUGAUGGUGCAGGCUCAGCAGAGGCUAGGUGGGAUUGUUCCGGAGCCGGAGGCCGCCAAGAGCCCCGUGGCGUUGCUCAAUGAGCUCCGGCCGGGCCUUCGCUACGCCUGCCUCUCGGAGCGAGCCGAAGGCCGGCGGCUGCGUAGCUUUGUGAUGGCGGUGCGUGUGGACGGGCAGAUAUUUGAGGGCUGUGGUCGCAGCAAGAAGUUGGCCAAGAGCCAAGCGGCCCAGUGUGCCCUUCUGGCUCUCUUCAACAUCAGGACAGCCCCCGAGGUGACGACAGGCCUCAAAGCCAGCAGGAAUGGCUGUCCCCAUUUACCCCAGGACUUUGCCGAUUCAAUAUUCCACUUGGUGAGAGAGAAGUACCGGUCGCUGGUGGGUAGCUGCAGUCCUGCGCACGCUCGACACAAAUCCCUGGCAGGCAUCGUAAUGACCCGAGGUCUGGACCUGAGGCACGCCCAGGUGGUGGCGUUAUCCACGGGCACCAAGUGCAUCAACGGCGAGUAUCUGAGUGACCAGGGACACGUGGUCAACGACUGUCACGCUGAAAUCACGGCCCGCAGGGCCCUGCUACGCUUCCUCUACUCUCAACUUGAACUCUUCUUGAGUAAAAGGCCAGAGGACUGGGAGGAGUCGAUAUUCGUGCGGCACAAGGAGCGCGGCUACACGUUGAGGGACAACGUCCACUUCCACAUGUACAUCAGCACGUCGCCGUGUGGGGACGGGAGGCUCAACUCGCCCUAUGAAAUCACCACAGACUUGCACGGCAGCAGGCGCCGCGUGAGGAAGCACCGCGGCCACCUGCGGACCAAAAUCGAGUCGGGCGAGGGGACGGUGCCGGUGCGAUGUCGGGGGCCCGUCCAGACGUGGGACGGGGUCUUACAGGGCGAGCAGCUCAUCACCAUGUCCUGCACCGACAAGAUCACCAGAUGGAACAUCCUCGGCCUGCAGGGGGCGCUGUUGAGCCACUUUGUGGAGCCGGUGUACCUGCACAGCGUGACCGUCGGCAGCCUGCGCCACACGGGCCAUCUGGGCCGGGUUCUGAACCAGCGCCAGGAGCGCCUGGGCCCCCUGCCCCCCACGCACCGACGCAACCAGCCCCUGCUCAGCGGGCUGAGCAGCGCCGAGUAUCAGCAGCCGGGGAAAGCCUCAUGUGUGAGUGUCAACUGGACGCUGGGUGAUUCCCAGUUGGAGGUGGUCAACACAGCCACCGGACAGAGACGGGACUCGGGGACGCCCUCGCGGCUCUGCAAGCACGCCCUGUUCACACGCUGGGACAGACUGUACCGCAAGUCGGGGAUCCGCUUGUCCGGCUCGGUGGAGCGCCAGCUCAUGUACUGCGAGGCCAAGAUGGCGGCGCGUUCUUACCAGACAGUGAAGCAGCAGUGGUUCAGGUCUCUGCAGGAAAUGGGCCUCGGGACCUGGGUCAAGAAACCGCCCGAGCAGGAACAGUUCCUGCUGUCGGACUGGAGGAAGUGUGUGGUGGUGUGUGUGUGUGUGUGUGUGUGUGUGUGUGGUGUGUGUGUGUGUUGUGUGUGUGUGUGUGUGUUAACCUUUAUUUUUUUAGGGUAAGAUGACUCCACAGCUCUUUACCAACAUCUGCCACACACUCCAUACCAGGACAUUUAGCCGUGCAACCUCUAAACUCAAGGCUGUCACAAGGUGUGUGUUGUGUGUGUGUGUGUGUGGUGUGGUGUGUGUGUGUGUGUGUGUGUGGUGUGUGUGGUGUGUGUGUGUCAUUCUGGAUGUGUCGCCCAUUCCACCAGCAGAAACGCGCAAGAGGAAGGUCAGCCGAACGGGCUGAAAAGGAAAACAGACAUAAAAGAUGGACCCUUUCUUGACUUGCCUUCUUCAAACGCACAAAAAAACACACGUUUAAGCAAACGCACACCUAAAUACCCCCCUCUGUCAGCUGUCAACGAAGGCUGGGGUAACCUUGAGCAGAAUGAAAGGCAGCCGCUAUCUUGUCAUCAGCUAUUUCCGGGCCCCAAGGCUCCCGCUGAGGAGCUGAGCCACGGGGGAGAGAGAAAGAGAAAAAAGAGAGAGAGAAAGAGAGGUCCACGUCCAAUUACCGGCCCUGUCUGGGUGACGGGUGAUAGAAGAAGAGGAAGGAAAGUGAUGGGAAGACAGAGUGAGAAAAAAAA
Etheostoma spectabile (orangethroat darter) is the source of this 3199-nucleotide messenger RNA. It is a transcript of the gene adarb2, whose product is annotated as adenosine deaminase RNA specific B2 (inactive). The transcript has 10 exons. Bases 237 to 2627 code for a protein of 796 amino acids. Gene Ontology annotation, biological process: RNA processing; adenosine to inosine editing. The record is from RefSeq and is a predicted model, not a curated record. NCBI's taxonomy places the organism in Eukaryota, Metazoa, Chordata, Actinopteri, Perciformes, Percidae. Gene Ontology annotation, molecular function: double-stranded RNA adenosine deaminase activity; adenosine deaminase activity; tRNA-specific adenosine deaminase activity. Gene Ontology annotation, cellular component: nucleolus; cytoplasm.